GCAACCCAAGCCUUCCUUCCCUCCGGCAGUGCAAGCUCCAAGCAAGAUGGCUGCGGUCGAGAUGUCCACCCCCGAGAUGGCCGCCGCAAGCACGAGCGCCGCGCCUCGUGGAAGAAGUACGAGACCUACGACUGCGAGGUGGACCCGAAGCAGGUGCUUCGGGGCGACCGCGCAACCGAGAUCAAGCUGCUCUCCUUCAAGCGGCCGCACAUGCGCGGCUUCCACUUCGCGUGGUUCGGCUUCUUCAUGGCCUUCGCGUCGUGGUUCGCGUUCGCGCCGCUGAUGCCGCAGAUCAAGAAGGACCUGGGCCUGACCAAGGACGAGGUGUACAACGCGAACAUCGCGUCUGUGGCGUCGACCGUGCUCAUGCGCUUCGCUGUGGGCCCUUUGUGCGACGUGUUCGGCACGCGCACCAUGUUCUCCAUGCUGCUGUCGUUCGGAGCUAUCCCGGUCUUCUUCGGUGGUCUCGUGAACAACGCUACUGGCCUGGCCACCAUCCGCUUCUUCAUCGGUGUCCUGGGCGCCUGCUUUGUGCCAUGCCAGGCGUGGUGCUCGCAGCUGUUCGCGAAGGAGAUUGUGGGCACGGCCAACGCCAUGGCUGGUGGCUGGGGCAACCUUGGAGGCGGUGCUGUUCAGCUGCUCAUGGUCGGCGUGUGGAACAGGUUCCGCACUGGCAUUGACGACGAGAAGGCCUGGCGCCUUUCUUUCAUCGUCCCCGCAGUUCUGACAUGCGGUACCGGCAUUGGCAUGUACUUCUUUUCGGACGACUCGCCGAAGGGCAACUUCAAGGAACUGACGCAGAGGGGCACAAUGAAGCGCAUGGAUGGCGCGGUGGUUGAAAGCUUGCGCAAGCGCUACCGCCUCGAUGACGUCGAAGAGCUCCUCUCCCUGGUGCCUCCUUUCACUGCGGGCCAAAAUCUUGACGAAUUGGGCAAAAGCUACCGCUUG
This is a messenger RNA of Symbiodinium natans, 948 nucleotides long. Lineage: Eukaryota; Dinophyceae; Suessiales; Symbiodiniaceae. The record is from the annotation of a GenBank genome assembly.